AUGCCGGAAGUUCAAAUCGCUCAAAUUGUAGCAUCUGAAUUUAGUAAUGGUUUGCCUGACUGUUUAAUCAGUAAUCCUCAGAGAGAAGUGAAUAUGGGUGUAAAAGGUUUACAACUAUGUGCUAAUUCAAUCAUGCCAUAUUUAUUAUUUUUUGGUAACUCGAUCGCCGAUAGAUAUUCAACACAUGCUGAACAAUAUAAUCAAAAUAUUAAUUCAAUGGGUCACGGUGUUGAUUUAAGAAGCAAAUCAUUAGGUAAUACGUAUGAUGCAAGAAAUUUAUUGUCAACUAACACUAUCAAAACCUAUGAGCCAAUACGUGAAAUUAUUAAAGUACCAAUUAAUCAUGAUAAACCGUACAUAUGGAACGACAAUGAGCAAGCCUUAGAUGAAUAUAUUUCACUUGUAGCCGAUAGCUUAACAGACGAAAAUUCAUCGUUAUUUAAAGCAAUUCAAAUGACAGCUAAUCACCUACUUAUUGAUAGACAUAAAUAG
Molecule: messenger RNA, 492 nt
Organism: Didymodactylos carnosus
Lineage: Eukaryota; Metazoa; Rotifera; Eurotatoria; Philodinida; Philodinidae
Source: the annotation of a GenBank genome assembly